AGCGAACUGUGACUUCGGGCGCCUUCUUUGAUUCCCACUGCUUCGUCAUGAUUGGCUUAGACUCUGUGGGUCCCGUGGGUUGCAGUGGAAAAUUCGCGGAAUUCAAAGUACCAUAUCGAGGCGAAGUUAGCACUGGAGUAAGUCCGUGUAGAUUUUUUCAUCGCCUUCUCCGAAGACUACCCUGUUCGCUUGUCAAUAUAACGGAGGUGUUGUCAUUGGGGCCGACUCGAGGACAUCUUCUGGGUAAGCCUAUUGUGGAUGUGCUUAUUUAUAAUUCGAAGAACUUAUGUUGUCAAUCGCGUGACCGACAAAUUGACGCCUUUGGCAAAGAACAUCUACUGUUGUCGGUCUGGAUCAGCCGCAGACACACAGAAAGUUGCUGAUAUCGUCCGUUAUCAGCUGGACUUCCACCGGAUGCAAAUGAAUAAAGACCCAACCGUCUUAGAAGCUGCUGUCACGUGUCGCUCUUUGUGCUACAGUUACCGGGAUGACCUCAGUGCCGGAUUAUUUGUUGCUGGUUGGGACGAAUCUGGUGGUGGACAGGUAGUUUUGUGCUAUCCUUUCAUAUCAUACUUUCAGAUAUAUUCUAUUCCUCUAGGAGGUAUGCUUCUAAAGCAGCCGGCAGUAAUCGGUGGCUCCGGGAGCACUUAUAUCUAUGGCUACUUCGACAGAGAAUUCCGAAAAGAUAUGACGAAGGAGGAAUGUGUCAACUUCGUGUCCACAGGUGUUGCUCUGGCAAUCAACCGCGAUGGUUCUAGCGGUGGAUGUAUCCGACUGGCAAUUAUUUCGAAGGACGGAGUAGAAAGACGUCUGAUAAAGGGAAAUGAUGUCCCGGUGUUCAAGUUAAGUUGAUUGAGUAAAGUAGACUUGCAAACACUGUCACGUCCUACAACCGCGUUUUAGGUGGGUGGGCUUUUUGAUUGGGUGAAGUCGGGAGGUCUGUUGAUUUUCGUGGACAAU
Messenger RNA from Opisthorchis viverrini, 960 nucleotides. RefSeq lists its product as hypothetical. Lineage: Eukaryota; Metazoa; Platyhelminthes; Trematoda; Opisthorchiida; Opisthorchiidae. Gene Ontology annotation, molecular function: threonine-type endopeptidase activity. The record is from RefSeq and is a predicted model, not a curated record. Gene Ontology annotation, cellular component: proteasome core complex. The transcript is spliced from 2 exons. The coding region runs from base 259 to 852 and encodes 197 amino acids.